This is a messenger RNA of Octopus bimaculoides (California two-spot octopus), 2066 nucleotides long. Its product is annotated as zinc finger protein OZF. The record is from RefSeq and is a predicted model, not a curated record. Lineage: Eukaryota; Metazoa; Mollusca; Cephalopoda; Octopoda; Octopodidae.
AACACUGAUUCUCAAGCGGAGUCAAUUUGGCCCCUGCACGUCCGUAUAAGAUUCUUGGGGGUCUACAUAAUAAAAUAGUAAAUUGCGAUCCAAAAUAGUAUUUUAAGGUUAUUUGAAAAAUUUUUGCUUUACAUAAAGGUAUUGUUAUGUAUUGUAAGAAACAAGUUUCUUUCUCUAACGCUUUAUAUAAUUAAACAUUUACAAAUCAAUCUAUGGGAAAACAAAUUAGGAAUUUUGAACAAGUUUUUAAGCACCGAAUGGUUAAGGCGUGCACUAAAUCUAAAUGAUUAUCAAAAUGGUUCAUAGAUUUAAAAAAUAGUUGAGAACCCCUUCUUUAGAGUGUGCUUCUUUUUCGGAUAUUUGAUUCAUUUCACGAUAUAUAUAUAUAUACACACACACACACAUAGUGACAGACAGACAGCAAGACUUAAUUCGUUUCGUCGUUUCCGUUUCCGAGUCUCUUUUUUAAAAAUUUCUUUGUUAUCAAAACAAAAUUUCAUACAACGAAAAUACCAUGUUAUGAUUUGUCUUUUGAGUUAUUGGAAGGACGUUUAUUGUAAUUUAAACGAUCUCACCGAAAACACUGGAUUUUAUAUCGAUAACAGAAUAUCAAAUGACAUUGGCAUCAAAGAAUUGGUUGCAUCGAGGUACAUCAUCUUUUAAAGACUAAAAGAAAAUGCUCUUCAUAUAACGAAUCUUUGGUGUCUAUUAGUAUCGAUAUCUAAAAAGAACAGAAACACGGAAAACACCUGUAUAUUGUAGAAAAGAGGAGGGAAACUAUGGAAGGAAAAUUAUGUAAUAACACGUCUGUAAAGACUGAUGUUGUUUGUGAUUUAAAGGAAGAGGAAGGAGAAUCAUUGUACCAGUGUGAUGUCUGUGAUGAAGCAUUCUCUGAAAGAGAUAGCUUGACUAGGCAUGAAUGUAUUCAUGCAGGAGAUAAGCCAUAUUCCUGUGAUAUUUGUGGAAAAUCAUUCCGUCGAAAUUCCCACUUAACAAGACACAAACUCACUCAUACAGGCUAUAAAGCCUAUCGCUGCAAUAUCUGUGGUAAAGCAGUAACUGCAAAAUCCAGCCUAAAUAAGCACAUGCGUAUUCAUACUGGAGAGAAGGUAUAUUGCUGUGACAUCUGUGGUAAGUCAUUCUCUGAUAACAAUGUUGCAACUGAACACAGGUAUACUCAUACAGGCAAAAAACCAUAUGAGUGUGAUAUCUGUGGCCAAUCCUUUUCUAAAGUAGGGUAUUUAGCUAAUCACAAACGCAUUCAUACGGGAGAGAAGCCACAUGAGUGUGAUAUCUGCGGGAAAGCAUUCUCUCAAAAGGGAGACUUAAAUGUUCAUAAACGUAUUCAUACAGGAGAAAAGCUGUAUCAUUGUGAUAUCUGUGGUAAAUCAUUUCUGAAGAACAACAGUCUAACUAUACAUAAACGUGUUCAUACAGGAGAGAAACCAUUUAAGUGUGAUAUCUGUGAUAAAUCUUUCACACAAGUUAGUACCUUAACUAAACACAGACGUGUUCAUACAGGAGAGAAGCCAUACCAGUGUGAUAUCUGUGGUAAAUCAUUCACCCAAAACCAGGGAUUAACUAUGCACAAACACAUUCAUACAGGAGAGAAGCCAUUUCAUUGCAAUAUCUGUGGUCAGGUAUUCGCUCAGGGCUCUGGUUUAAAUCGACACAAACGUGUUCAUACAGGAAAGAAGCCACAUCACUGUGAUAUAUGUGGUAAAUCAUUUUCUCAUAAUAAUUCUUUAAAAACUCACAAACGCACUCAUACAGGAGAGAAACCAUAUCACUGUGAUGUCUGUGGUAAAACAUUUUCUCGUAUAAAUUCAUUAACUAGUCACAAACGCAUUCACACAGGAGAGAAACCAUAUUGUUGUGACACCUGUGGUAAAUCAUUCUCUGUUGGUAGUAUUUUAAAUAAACACAAACGCAUUCACACUGGAGAGAAACCAUAUAAUUGCAAUAUUUGUGGUAAAUCAUUCACUUAUAUUCAGUGUUUAAAAAUUCACAAACAAGUAACUUGGUUAAGCACAAGCACACCCAUGCAGGUGAAAGCCACGUUGUGA